Cherax quadricarinatus is the source of this 2560-nucleotide messenger RNA. NCBI's taxonomy places the organism in Eukaryota, Metazoa, Arthropoda, Malacostraca, Decapoda, Parastacidae. The record is from RefSeq and is a predicted model, not a curated record.
AUGGUAUCAUGUGACCUGACACCUUCACCUGAUCUCACCAGUGACUUGCUCUUUUCACUCUAUGUUUACAUGAGGAGAGCAGGUAACAUUUACCGUGACCCGGUACUCAGACCACGAAUCCAGAGGGCAUGCACGUAUGUUCUUUACUCCAUCAAGUACCUGAGUGUUACCUUACAGGGUCAAGUAUCAGUACCCUGUUUUAAGUGCCCCAUCUGCUCCAAACUUGUACUGCCUGACGACUUGGAGUGCCACUUAGUUAUCUGCCUCACCAAACCACGCAUCAGUUACAAUGGAUGCUUCAGAUGUUACAUAAAAAGAAAAAAUGGCAAGCUCAGAAACCAAAGGAGGAGACUGGAUGAUAAUCAACCAUGUGUAACAAGUAAACGUAUUGGUGGGGAAAACAAACCUGACUAUAGGGUUUUACUCUACAUUCCAAAUAUAAUUGGUUACAUACGUCUUUUGUUCCUUCUGGUUGCUUUCUGCAUCCUACCAACCUCCCCUGCUUCAUUUGUUGUCUUCUACUCCAUCUCAAUAAUGUUGGAUGGUGUUGAUGGGUAUGCAGCUCGAAAACUACAUCAGUGUUCACUAUUUGGAUCUUGGUUUGAUGUUGUGCUUGAUAACCUGAGUCGGGGUCUGCUCUGGACUCUUAUUCAUCCUAUGAUGUACUUGGUGUCAGCAAUAGAGUGGACAGCAUUUGUAUGUAAUCACACUUUGGGUACUAAGUGGCAGGAUUCUCUUGCUGGUCAUGGAGAAAAAGGAAUAAUGUCAUCCAUUGUUUCUUGCACUUUGGCCAAAAAUUUCCGGAAUCCAUGGGGAGUGUGGGUGAUUGCUGGUCUGCAUGGGCUGCCAGUGUGGAUCAUUGGAUAUCAGUACAAUUUGUUUGGGUCUCACCUUUGGUUUCUUCCCAAGUUUGUGCAGCCUUUGGGCUUGGUUAUUUUAGGAAUGGGACGUUUGCUGUGUUUCCUUAUAGAAAUUUGGAGUAUAUGGAUCCAUAUCUCUGUUCUGCUGGUGAAUACAUCUAUGUCAUAGAAAACUGCUUAGAUGAAUAAUGAACAAUUCAUUCAUUCAUGUUGAUUCGCUGGUACUUCCAGCCCAGGUCUUCUCCAGAUGGUGACCCGGUGGUGGCCCCCCAGGUGGGGGGGGUGACGUUCAUCUUCUUUCUUGGGCCCUCCGGUUGAGGUACCAUUAAGGAAAUAGUAUACAUGCUCCUUAAUAUAUAGAUCAAAGGAUGACUAAGCAUAACCUGACAGUCUUCACACAGGUAAUGAGUAGCUCUCCAUGCAAGUAAAUGUCAGGUGGGCAUUUGAUCCUACUCAUGGUCCCUCCAUAAAGACUGUUUCAUGCAGGCUAAAGUGCUUCCAGAAAACUAGGUUAUUAUAUAAUCAAAAAGAAGUGCGAAGCGCUGCAGGGUAGGGAAGGAAGCGAGGGUAUUGGGCGGCAGAAGGGGGGAGGGAUGAUCAGUAGGUUAUAGAAAACAGCAGGGCAGGGUAUCCCCUGCGGGGGUAGAGGGUAGCAAGAGAUUGAGGUAGAAAGGGCUGAAGGUAUCAUCCAGAAAACUAGAAAUGGACCAUUUCAGGCCUGGGUCAUCAAAAUCAUUGUAGCCUUCAGAGAAAGUGAUAUAUAAGUUCUUUUCAGGUUUGUGAGAAGUAAUUUAUCAAUUGGUUCUAUCAUGCCAGUUUCCCUGUAUCAGUUUUUUCUUACCUUCAAAACCCUUAGGCACAGCAUAGCCUUGGAGGUUUGGCAAAUGUCAGGUGGGCUAAGGUGCUUACAAAAUCUGUUGUAGCCUUCAGAAAUCUAUAUAUUUAUAUACAUUAGUUUGUGGGAAUUGAUCAAACUGGUCAUCACAGCUGAUUUCCAGUGAAGUUUUGUUUUGCCCCCCAAAAAAACCCAAGGUUGUAUAUUAAUUUCCAGUAACAGUAAGCCUUAGGCAGGAAUGUGUGAUGUCACCAUGGUUGUUUUAACAUUUAUAGAUAGGGUUGUAAAAGAAGUGAAUGCUAGGGUGUUGGAAAAAGGUGUGGAAUUAAAAUAUGCAGAAUCUAACACAAAACAGGAGUUGUCAUAGUUGUUUUUUGCUGAUGACACUGUGCUUUUAGAAGAUUCUGAACAGAAGUUAAGGUUGGAUGAAUUUGGGAGGAUGUGUAAAAGGAGGAAAUUAAAAGUGAGGGUCACAAAUGAUUUAGGUAAUGAAAAAUUGGAUAUCAGAUUGGAAGGAGGGAGUAUGGAGGAACUAAAUGUGUUCAGAUAUUUGGGAGUGGACUUGUUGGUAGAUGUCUGUGAAAGAUUAGUUUUGAUGAGAAUGUUGACUUGCUCCCACAGGACUUUAUACAAUAAAAAAAAAAAAAAGGGAUAUCUUAUUCUAAUAAAAAAAAGCACAGUGCAGAAAUAACCUGUACAUAGGAGACUUGGAGCAUUAGCUAGUCACCCUAGUUAUGUUCCAAGUCAAACCAAAAUGUCAUAAGAUUGUCUGUGGAUUUGUAUCUUAAUGGUCCAUUUUUACUUUGCAAAUUUGGGUACAAUAAAUAUCAGCAUCAAAACUGGUGAGGGUUCUUAAUACCAGGAA